Messenger RNA from Myzus persicae (green peach aphid), 3718 nucleotides. RefSeq lists its product as uncharacterized. The coding region runs from base 1540 to 3528 and encodes 662 amino acids. Lineage: Eukaryota; Metazoa; Arthropoda; Insecta; Hemiptera; Aphididae. The record is from RefSeq and is a predicted model, not a curated record. The transcript is spliced from 14 exons.
UAAAAUUAAACAAAAAUCAUCCCGAGUCAAAUGUGUUGUGGAAUCUUCUCCUUGAUGCUUAAAAUAUAACACUGGAUUUGUCUCACUUUUUUCUUUGAUUUGCUCUACCCACAGUUAUAGUAGCAGAAUUUCGAACGUCAUUUAAGACUCGUUGUACUGUUACACCCAUACCUAGUUUGCCUAAAAAAAAUGUUAUUUAUUUCAAAUAGAUAAAGUGUUAUUACCUUGCUAGCUAAUCUUGGAUGGUAUGACCGAUGACAAAUAUAAUACGUGUAUUCCACAUUAUGUUGUCGCAAGUAUAACCAUUUUUCUGUAUGCGAUUAACCUUCCACAAAAUACAAGAUGAUACAUUCAGACAUAUUAUUUAUAAAAUAAAUCAAAAUAAGAAUUUUUAAAAUAAAAAUUUUGUGUUUAAUUAUGGCCUAACAUUUAUAAAACUUGAUAUUAUAAUAUGUAUCUGUGGUAAAAGCUCUGUAUGUUUUCUUUUUAAAUGUUUAUUCAAAUUAGAUACAGUUGAAAAUGUAGUAUUACAUAGAACACAAUCUCUGGAACUCAUUUCUCUAAUAUUGUAUUGUAAUAUUAAUCAUAAAUAAUAAUAAUUAUAACUGGGAACUUAGUUGUAUUAUUAUAACACUGGUAUUGAAAAACUAGUCUGUGAAAUAAUCUCUAAAUAACUGGUUAUUUGUUAUUUAAUGUGAUGGAAUAACCCCCCUUAUAGUUUUGCUUAAUACGCUUCAUCUUAUAAUAAUAAAUAAUACAAUUUUGAUAAACUUAGUUGUAUUAUUAUUACAAUGGUAUUGAAAAACUAGUCUGUGAAAUAAUCUCUAAAUAACUGGUUAGUUUGUAUUACAUUUUUAAACUUUUUUUUUGAACGCUUAAAUAAAUUUAAAUAAAUCACGAAAUGGAAAAAGGCGGUAUACUUCGUAAUCAGUGAUAAACUGAUAACCGUGUGAUAAAUAUGUAGUGAUAAAUGUGAUAAGCGAUUUGACGCCAUGUUGGAUUCUUUUGGGAUUUUUCCUGCGAAGAUCCAUUCUGUUUUCACCACAGACUUAAUCUAUAGUCACGAUUUAAGAUAGUACUAUCUUAAAUCGUGUCUAUAGUAUAGAAGUCUGUGGUUUUCACCUAUUCUGUGAUACCACAGUAUCAAUAUCUGUGAUAAAUAUAAAACCUAUUCUGUGUUAUGGCGGCAAAUUGUUUAACACUGAUAAAUGAUAACAGAAAUUCGAAUUUUUUAUUUAAUAAAAUCUUAGAUCGGCCUUAAAUAAACUUAAUUUAAAUAAACUUUAAUGACUAAUCAGUUUUCCGAAAUUAGUCAAUAUUAUCCAAUAUAUUAAAUUUAUCACAUUUAUCAAAUAUCAUUGAAUAAAAUAGUAAAUAGGUAAAUUCAUGAUUGAAAUAACUAGUUAUUUUUAUCAUGGGUAAAUUUAGUUCAGUGUUUAACAAAACAUUCCAUGCAGGAUGAAAUAUAAUAUUAUGACUGCAGUUUUGUGGAAGAAGUGAAAAUUAAAUAGUCAUUGGUUUUUAAAAAUUUUUAAAAUCAUGUCUCGAAAUCAUAUAACUGUACAUCCAGUCGAUGGGGAUCAAAAAAAAGGUUCAAAGAACAUUUUAUCUCAAAUACCACAUUAUUAUUUGCCAGGCUUAAAUACGUAUUUGCUGAGUACCAUCAAAAACAGCAAUGAAGCUAUUCAGAAUUAUUCUGCACCUGAUCGUUUCAACCUACCUGUACCAUGUAUUACAUUUUCAGACAUAGAAUUGAUUUUUAUAAUUGCAGGAAUUAAUGCAGUUUUGGAUAUGAUCAAUUUAAAAGUACAAUGGAAACAUGAAAAUGAAAAAUUAUUAGGAUUAUGUAAAAAAAAAUUAAGCUUUAAUACUUUAAAUGGCUUAAAAACAUCAUUAAAUACAAAUGAAUCAAAAAUGUAUUCAACAAUUCCGUAUGUCUUGACUCGUUUUACAUCAAAUUUGAUAGAAAACCCUGAUCAAUAUUUUGAUUCUGAAUAUAAUUGGUAUUUUAGCAAUACAAUUGAAAAAUUUCAAAUUAAUGGAAAAUGGUUGUUAGCUUGUGCCAGAGGAGUAAACCUUGAUAUUUUAGAUAUAAUAUCAAUUGAUAAUAAUACAUUUGAAAUAAUUCAAAGUAAAAAAGACAAAUGUCUUAAGGAUACAAUUUUUGAUAUAAAAUCUUCAAAUUUAAAAGAAUUAAUGAUUCGACAAAAGACCAAAUUAUCUAUAUUUUGGAAUAAUUCUGAUUCAGAACAUUUAUUAAAUAACAAUUCAAUUUAUGAUAAUUGUGAUAUACCAUUUGCUGAUGCUGAUAUAAUAACCAACAAUUUUUGUUCUGCUGAUGUGAAACAUAUUAUUAAAUUAUGGAAAAACGGAAAUUGUAUUCAAAAUAAAUAUUUUGAUGUGGUGUAUGAUCAAACUGAUUCAUUUAUACAUUUAAGUUACUUACAAAAAGAAUCUAAUUUAAUUGGCAUUAUCAAUAGACAAAAACUCUACUUAAUAGAUGCCCGGAUUGAUAUUUCUAAGCCUUGCUCUACUUAUGACCCAACUACUAUUUUAGAACCAUGUGAAGAAUUAACAACAUUAAAAAGUAGUCAUUUAAAUAGUCAUAGUAUUUAUGUAGCUUCCAACCAUUCGGUUUUGACAUUUGACAAUCGAAUGGGAUUCGUAAGCAAAUCAUAUCACAUGCUUUCAAAUCCUCCAUCCCUAAUUAACAUACAUCGUUAUGAAAACAAUUUUGAUUCAAAUGAAAUGUUGUUUUUGGGAAACCAAACUGGUGAAAGCCUUGUUUAUUUACCAUAUACUUCAUAUCCAGAUAGCUUUUUAUCGUGUCAAAGCAUUGCAUCAUCAAUUCCAAACCCAUUACAAUCAUUACAUAAUGUACGACUUAAAGGAUAUUGCUUAAAUCCAAAAUUAUUAGAUAGAUUUUCACGGUGUUUAACUGGUACUACUAUUUUUGGUGAACAUAUUAAAGAUUUAAAACUAUUUAGUAUUAAUUCUGUUGGAGACUUAUUUGUUCAAAAGGUAAAUGAUAGUACACCAAUAGAUGUGACUGAAUUUAAUAAAAAAGUUACAAUUAAACCUCAAACUGUUCCAAAGCUAAAUUAUUCAUAUAAGUUUAAUAUGAGUAACCUAUGGCAAUUAGAUACACCAGACAAACAUGAAGAAAUUAAUGUUAAAAAAGAUAAUUUUUGGAGUUUGUCAAAAGAAAAAAUGUCAUCGUACGUAGACCACCUCGCUCCAAUAAUAUUAUCCCCAUGGGAUAUAGAUGACUUAUCUGAAUGGGAGAAUGAAGAUGAGAAUGUUGAUGCCAAUGACGAUUCUGAUUGUGACUAUGCGACUAAAGUUAAUUUUUGGUUCAAUAAAAAUGACACAUUGUUGAGGUCAACAGAACUUUUAGAGCCAAGCACUGAUAAUCUGCCAAUUAAUAUUUUAUCUCAAGCUUCUACUACAAAAACUGUUCCUCCAUCAGAAAAUGACGAUGAUUCCAGUUCAGGUUAUACAAUUUCAUUAAAAUCUGAUGACGAUUAAUAAUUUUAAGUGUAGAUUUUUUUUAAUUGUAUAUUAUGUAACAUUUAAACUAUACUUGUAUAUAAAUAAGAAAGAAUAGCUAAUACAAUUGGAGAAAUAAUAUAAAUAUGUGUCAUAAAACUAUCAAUAAGCAGUCAGUGCAAAUUAGAAACUGAAAAUAUUCUAAAAUAUAGUAUCAUUUAUUUUGAAA